AUUCUAGGGGAGUAUAUGGUCGAUGAAAAAACUUCGAUUUAUUGUCUUAUUGCCUUCUUAUCAGGCCGUUUGGUGCCUGAUGUGCUGUCGGACCCUACAGUGAGUGUUUGGUUUUCUGAAUGAGAGUAAAUCUGACAACACCACAUACUUUAUAAGAAGAGCUCAGGGCAUGUUGAAACUCUGUAGGCUUAAAGGAACACUGACGCAAAAUGUUUCAAGUGAACAUAAACAGAAUUAAGAAGGAGCCUGCAUUUCUAUUUGAAUGAAACACCAAAUGGAUUUACUAAAAGAAACGAACCCACAUCACACUCCGGCUGUAGCGUUUUCCUCCUGUGGCUCGUUUGUGUCUCUACAUUAUUGAUUCCCAGAGGCUGCUGCUGCCGGCCAAUAGGCUCCUGAGACAGUUUUUUUUCAAAGGGAUGGGAGCAGAUGAAGUGAUGAGAUUCGUGUAACUUUUGGAUGACCCCUUCUUGACAAAGACCGUCUCCAUCAAUUGUCCUCAGUCAUUAUUCGCUGCUUUUAUGCCAUGGGGCUUUUUGUGUCUUUUGUUGGUUUCUCUGUUGAACACCAUGCCUUCAAGUUAGACCUUAGAAACUGAUAUAUUUUUAUAUCUGCUCGGAUAAAACGCACUGUGCACAGUCAGCCUUUCCUAUGUUUAUUUGUUUUUAUCAUUUUAAUGUUAAAUAUUGAAGUAAGGUAUUGGAACUGUGUGUAUUUUUCUUAUUUUUCCAACAUGUCUUUUUAUUAUUCGAAAGUGCAGGCAGAUGUUUCAGGGCAGUAUUAGCUUUUUACCACCAGGGUCUAAUUUUGCUUUAUCUUAAGUUAGAUUAAAUUGCUUUUAGUUGUGUGUUUACCCGUUUGUGGACCAGCAUCACCUCUAUUGGCCGAUCUGGUCACAUGGUUCGCUAACUUUAUUCAGUUGACACCAAGUAGGAGGGCUUUAUGGAGGGAGGAAAAAAAGACAACUCGAGAAAAAUUAGUAUUUUCUACCUUCAGAAAUUAAUGGCCAUGAGUUCGUAUAUGGUGAACUCUAAGUAUGUGGAUCCCAAAUUUCCUCCCUGCGAGGAAUAUUCACAAAAUAACUAUAUACCUGACCAGGGCUCGGACUACUACAGUCCAUCGCAGGACAGAGACUUUCAGCAUCCAGGGAUCUACCCACGGUCAAACUACACGGAACAGCCCUUCAGCUGCAACCCUGUGCAGGACUCCACAGUGCAGCCACGGGGUCAUGUGCACGAGAGAUCCAGCCACCAGAGCCCUUUUAGCGCACAGACUGAGCAGGGGCCCCCGGUCCAAGUGGCCGGACCCCGGACUUGUGGACAGCAGCAAAACACAAAGAGCCAAAAUGGGAUACAAGCCAAGCAGCCUGCAGUAGUUUACCCCUGGAUGAAAAAAGUCCACGUAACUACUGUGAACCCGGAUUACACAGGACCAGAGCCCAAACGGUCCAGAACAGCUUACACCCGGCAGCAGGUUUUGGAGCUUGAAAAGGAGUUUCAUUUUAACAGGUAUCUGACCAGGCGGCGACGGAUUGAGAUUGCCCACACUCUUUGUCUCUCCGAAAGGCAAAUCAAAAUCUGGUUUCAGAACAGACGGAUGAAAUGGAAGAAAGAUCACAAACUACCCAACACCAAGGGCAGAUCUGCACCAGCCUCCAGCCAUCUGCAAAGCAUUCAGAAGGAUAACCAGACUGAAAUCACAUCAUUAUAAGAGAGGAAGGUGUCACACCUUUAGAAAUUAACUGUACAUAAAGACAGAGUGCAUUUGACUUUUGCAUGGGCUGAUGUCGUUUUUAGCCUUUUUUUUUUUUAAUUUAACAAAAAUGACCCCAGCAGUGUUGACUCAAGACGGAGUCAGAAAAUCAAUCAGUCCUGAGGUUUGAAAGUUGAGCCUCUUCCUUGUUUUAAUUUCCUCAGAGAGACUCAAAACCAUCGAAACAAACUUUGUAAAUUUUUUUUUGGACGUUAUCCACCUGAGGACAUUUAAUGAGCAACCUCGGCUGAUUUUCAUGGAUUUAAACAAAGUGUUUCUGCUCUUCUCACGUGGAUUCACGCUGGUUUAAAGACACACUUACUUUAUUCAGAACAGGGAAGCCCUUCGUUCAAAUUAAACACACACACACACACAUAGGGUAUUUCAGUUUUUGAUCCUAUUGAAACUUCACAUAAAACGCACAAUAUAUAUAUAUACUUGAAGCAAACAUUAUUUGCAUAUAGCACGCCUACCACAACCUACUUUCGUAAAUUGCAGAAAACUCCCGUUGAAUCUUUCAGUUACACGUUUCUUUGUGACUCGUAUGUUUUAACUUAUUUUGUACAAUAAAGCUUUUGAAAUUUUCUUAGUCUAAAUAUUAUUCCAAAAAGCAAGACAUUCCUGUGUGCAUACUAUUCUGAGUGCCCUUAUAAAUCUCUCCUGACAUCUUUGUAAACAGUGUACAUUUUCAGAGGCGCUCUCGUGCCAUUUGAAACUCUUAGAAAGAUAAUUUGUUCCUGCAUGUGGCAUCAAAUUGAUAUGGGAUGUUUCUCAUCGGAAAUAAUCAAAUCCAGAAUAUUUAGGAGUAUUAUUGUUUAUUUUUCUUAAUAUGAUUUUUUUACGUCAUUAUUUAUUUGUUUAAAAAACGUGUACAUUUUCGUAUAGCACACAUACAAUUUUAAUUAAAAGUAUUCGUUAAACUUUUAUUAAUCUAAAAUAUGUUCGAACUCUUGUGCAUUAUUAGCAUGGCUUUAUGCAAAGUUUUAGUCUUAGUUAAUGUGGGAAUCUUAGAUUUUUCCUUUACACCGAGCUAACCGAGGGGGGCUUUCACGUCACGUUUCAAGACAGAUAUUUUUUUGUUUUAUACCGUCAUUGUCUUCAGACAAAAAAAGCACAGAAGCUCUCCCAGAACGAGGAGGUCUUCUCUGUGAAGUCUUCACGAGGAGAGGCUUGAAAAGGUAUUUCAACCGAAGGUCGACAAAAGCAGCAGUGGCAGGUUCAUGCAGGGGACACAUUUCAGCCGCAAGGACUGACCCCAACACCCCUGACCCGCCGGACAAGCAGCAUUUUCUCUCCCAGGCGCUGUCCGCUUUGGUUUGGAGGGUUUUUCCACACUUACAAAGCUAAAGCAUUCAAAGCAAGAGUCAAUGCGUGAAUUUCAGACUUUUCCACGUGUUUUCACCGUAUUUAUAUCAGGCGCAGCCCCCAAAAGAUUCUGAUUUGUCUCCUCAUGUCAAUAUGCAAUCUUUUUGGUUUUAUUUUUGUACAUGCUUUUUACAUUGUAUUGUGCAUUGAGAUGCGAGAAGUAUAUUGGAAAAAAAUAAAGAUUUCUACUGAUUAUGCA
This is a messenger RNA of Siniperca chuatsi (mandarin fish), 3316 nucleotides long. It is a transcript of the gene hoxd4a, whose product is annotated as homeobox D4a. Bases 943 to 1710 code for a protein of 255 amino acids. The transcript has 2 exons. The record is from RefSeq and is a predicted model, not a curated record. Lineage: Eukaryota; Metazoa; Chordata; Actinopteri; Centrarchiformes; Sinipercidae. Gene Ontology annotation, cellular component: nucleus. Gene Ontology annotation, biological process: regulation of transcription by RNA polymerase II; anterior/posterior pattern specification; embryonic skeletal system morphogenesis. Gene Ontology annotation, molecular function: RNA polymerase II cis-regulatory region sequence-specific DNA binding; DNA-binding transcription factor activity, RNA polymerase II-specific.